CGCCAAAUAGAUUAGGAAUGCGCCGCCUAUGCUUUACUAGCACUGGUAUUCUGUCAGCUCCGGUGAUUUACAGAGAGUCAAAUGAAGCCUGAGGUAGCCAUUGCUCUGGUAUUUCUAGGACUCUGUGUAGUUGUGGUCGUAGAAUCUCUUCAGUGCUUCGAGGCGGCUGGCUACUGUGACCACGACGGCACGUGCUUCGACAAUCCCAAUGCAACAUGCACGUGUAAAGAAGGAUUUUGGGGGAAAAGGUGUAGAAAAAACGGGAUGUUAAAAAUGAUAACCGAAUUGGAAGAAUACAAUGGAACACAUUAUGACAAUAUACAGGCAAGAGUAGAUACGGCAAAAGUCAUGCGGAUUAUGAAUGAGCACAUUUACUGGGACUACGAACUGACGAGAACAGUGAAUUAUACGAAUCAAGUAUUGGGUAUAGUUACUUCAAAAGUAAGACAUGAAACCAAAAAGAAUAAAGACAUGGACGAGGCUGAUUUUUUACCUCUGAUAGAAGACUAUGUGAAGAUACUGACAACCAUCGUGACAAUACUUAACGACAAAGGUUGCAAUCAUGCUGCAAAUUGUUCUUCGUCGUCGACAGAUAUAAAGCAAACUGAUUAUCCUAUACUACUGGACACUGCAGAGGAUAAUGUUAUAGAUAUCACUAGUGUUAUGGUUAUGACAGACGUAGAGGAAGGUCAGAUGAACACGUUUGACCUCCAAGACACUAUCUCUUUUACGAUCCUCAAGUCUAAGGGCAAAGAUCUACCGUUUCAUUACCAAACACAGUAUGGUUCUGUCACUCUUCCCUACUAUGAGACAUUCCAAGACAAAAACAAAAACAAAAUGUUGGCAUUUUGUGUUUUGACUUAUCAUAAGAGUCCGUAUGGGUUCGUAAACAAUAAAGACGCUGUCGACUCCGGGGUUUUAAAGGUAUUCGUGACGGACAAAAACGGAAAGCGGAUAGAGCUACGGGACAAAGAUGACCCUGUUGAUAUGACUCUGGAUAUGACAAAGAUUUUCUCAUCUACAGAUACUUGGGAAGAGAUGACGAGGCUUUCAGAUGGCCGAUCCUUCUUUGUAGCAUUCAAGAACGAAACGUACCCUUCCUAUGUGAUAGAAUUCAACAUAAAAUCACAAACAGUUUGUGAAAUGUUCGGUUUGUUUGGUUACACGGGAUUACCAACUAAAGGAAAAUACGACAUGAGGGUUAGAACUCAAGGUAUUAAUAAGGUUCUGUACCAAUAUCCAUACGAGCUUCCUCUGACCUUUAUCGAUCAGCGGCUCCAGAUAACAGUCUACAACACAAAGUACGCUCGAGGGGGAUACCUGGACCCACUUGUUCUCACCCUCAAAUGUGCAGAUGACGUAGCAAAACGCAAGAAAAGACAAGCAUCAGCUGCCCAUGAGUUUCGAAUGCAAGAACUAACUUUAUCAGAACUGGGCGGAUCAUCAUGGGAGGAUCCAAAGAGUGCCUCGAUUGACAGAGCUGAAGGAAACCACAUGAAAUUCAAAAGCACAUUUUUUGGAACUUUUGCGUCAAACACACUUUUGAUAGCACCAGCCGCAAUUGAUUUUAAAGCCAUAUUUGGAAAUUUUCUUGAGCGUAUCACAGAAACGCCACAGGUCCUGAUCACCUUUGUAGUGUUGUUUAUAUUGGUCAUAAUCCUAACGGUCCUCUUGCGAAGAUUGGACAAUAAAGACCAACUAUACUGGGAUUACCUGCCAUUGGUUGAUAACAAGAAAGAGGAAACUUUUGAGUACAGCAUAUCCGCAUUCACUGCUAUAAGAUCAUCUCGUAUAAUGACCGCAACACCAUUCUUCAUUCUGGAGGGAUCCAAUGGAUCCACAGAUACCCGUAUUUUGUCUGAUUCACAACGCCAGAACUUCAGAAGUGGAACAUGUAGCAACUUUCUUCUGAAGACUAAUACCGAUUUAGGAAAAUUGAAAAAGUUAACGAUAUGGACCGACAGCAAAGGAAAGUCACCUGAUUGGAAAUUAUCAAAAGUUAUUGUCAUAGAUUUAUCUACUGAUGAAAGUUAUACUUUUCUCUGUGGACAAUGGAUAUCUAAGCGCUAUGGUAACUGUGAUACUUGGGCUGCUCUUGAGCCCCUGUCAAAGGACUUUAUGGCCAAGGAAGCUGUUUUCACAGAGACAACUACAAAGGGUUUUUUCGAUGAUCAUCUUUGGUUUUCGAUUUCUAAACGUCCAAAUUAUAGUCAAUUCACCAGAGUGCAGAGGUUAUGGACAUUGAUGGCGCUUCUUUUUCUAUCUAUGGUGGCAUCUGCGAUGUGGUUCAAUCAAGAACCAGACCCUGAGGAACAAGACAAGGAAACAGCAAGUACUCUGAGAACAGUUGAAGUGGGUCCGUUUAAGCUGAGCUAUAAGCAACUCUUUGUAGGGUUUAUGUCCUCUCUCAUUACCUUGAUACCAUCCAUAGUCAUUGUUGCCAUUUUCAAAAACAGAAGACUCAAACCAACAUACAGAAAUGGAAAAGAUAUCGAAAAAGGGUCAACAGAUGACACAAAAAAGAAUAAAAAACUGCUUCCUUGGUGGAGCCUAUUUAUUGCGUACAGUUUGAUCGGUAUUUGUGUAGCAACUGGAGGCUUUUUCACAUUUUUAUACUCUUUGGAGUUUGGUUCAGAUAAGACAAAUGAUUGGCUUUUGUCCUUUGUCUUUGGAACUGUCUUAGGCGUUUUUGUUUUGGAACCAGUUAAGGUAAUAUUAUUUGCCAUCUUAAUAGCCUGCUGUUUACAAAGAUUAUCGGGAAAAUUAACAGACGUGGGAGAUGUGUACAAAAGAAAAAAAGAGGACGACAACGUAGAGGCUGACGAAUACGAAAUGAAGUUCUACUACUAUCCCUGUCCAAGUACUAAGAUAGAUAACAGAAAAGCGCAGCUCAAGAAGAAAAGGUUUAAAUUGGACAACGAAUUAGCCGAUCACCUCAAGUCCGGCCUCCUCUGUGUGUUAUAUGUGAUUCUUCUGGCCAUGAUCUGCUCGCACAAUGUCACAACGGAUGCUUGUCGUCAAAAUAACGCCAUGUCGCUCUCCAUUAACGACAGUUUCUUGGCGAAUACAACUGAUGAUAUUUGGACUUGGUUAUUUGACUAUUACAUCCCCGGGACGUGGACGAAAUUUUACGGCAAUGGAGAUCUCAGAACAGCAUACGAGCAAAGGUUUACCUACGACCAAUACAACUACAGAAUGUCAAAAAUUCAACUAAGACAGGUCCGCUCGUAUGGAAACUGCAGUGCACCAAAGGAAGUACAAAACGUCGUUACUAGAUGUACAAAUGAUUAUGAUAUGGAAACACAAUCUACAGAGAACUUCUGUCCAGGUUGGGUGAAAUUUAAUGGUUCAUGCUUUGAUGAAAAUGAGCUGACAGACUACAGUUUCCACUAUAAGUCUCCAGAAGAAGUUAAAGCCCUGUCAUACUUUGGGCAUUACGCACAUUACGGAGGAGGAGGCUAUCAGAUGCAGCUGGGUCCAAAACUGUCUAUUGUUCUCCAACACGUUACCGAGUUAAAGAAUAAAUCAUGGAUUGACGGAAAUACACGAGCAAUAUUUGUAGAUUCGAACACGUUUAAUGCUAAUAGCAGGCUCUUUACACAUUUAAAAGUCGUGUUCGAGAUAUCAGAAUACGGUGCAAUCGCGAUGCAAACAGUUUCCAAAUCGUCAAACCUGUAUCCUUAUGUGUAUCCAUUGGACUACAUAAUUCUCUGUCUUCAAAUUAUCUUUGUGAUUAUCAUCUUAGUAAAGAUGGUUUUAUUUGGAAUAAACGUUUUUAAAUUGAAAAAGAAAUGUUUUGUAACUUUUGGAAUGUGGAUAGAUUUGACGGAAAUACUUUGUGGGAUACUUUCUAUUGUAUUCUUCAUUCUUCGAAUCGACAAAACAAUUAAGGCUGUGGAUGAUAUUAAUAACAGUAAUGGGGGGUUUGUGUCCUUUGAAGAAGUGGAAAUUUAUGACGAGAUAUAUCGCAUCUGUCUUGCUUGCGUGUUCUUUCUAGUCAUUUUGCGACUUUUAAAACCCUUAAGCUUCAACUAUCAUGUGUUUAUCUUACAAAGAUCCUUAUUUAGAGCUAAAACUGACUUAAUUUCUUACCUUUUCUUACUCACCCUUUGUCUGGUUGCAUUUGCGUCGUACUUGUACCUUACCAUUGGCUCUACUGUCGACGAUUUCAAAAGCAUGCCUACUUCACUGAGAACACUGCUACAAAUGCUGCUUUCAAUGAUAUCCUUCCGUUUUAAUGUCGAGAUGUCGUCCUUACAGGCCCAGGUUGUCGUUAGUUUAUUUGCUUUUUCGGUGUCUAUAAUUGGGAUCAAUGUAUUCAUUGGAAUUCUGACAUGGAACUUCUAUUAUAUCAAACUCCUACAAACCGAGGAAAACGUGGAACCAACUGUUACACGAUUUAACCAAGACCUUAAUGAUCAUUUCUGGUGGAGAGUCGACAAAGUCAUUCGAAAGCUUGUCCUUCCUAGUUUACAAUCGGACCCAAAGAACCCCCUCUAUAGGAGAGUUGAGCAAAAGAUUGAUUCCUUACAUGAGAAAUUUAAAGAUAUCGCAAGAGAGGAGAUAGAGUGGACCUUUUAUGCAUCAACGAUGAUGUUCAUGUGUAAAAAGAAGUAUACGAGGAGGGUUUUGGGAUGUAGCAUUACAGCUCUUAGCAACAGCAUUCAGUACAGAUUUUUUGACCAACAUACUAAGUCGACGCAAAUAAUUCUGUAUCUUCCCUUUGUGAAGCCGGGAGAUGCCCCAGAAAUUGUGUGUACCCAAGUUCCUGCGCCCUAUUACUUGUUUAGUGGUAUUCAAAUCCCGCAUGGCGCAUCGGCAAAGUCAGAUGUGUUUGAACUUAGUAUAAUAAAUGGAGAUUCACAAAAAAUAAAGAAUGGAUGCAUCAUCACCUUAAAAUUUAGACCCGUUGUUGGAAGUGACAUUAUGCAGUUCAGCAGUAAUAACAUGGGUUCAUGGCAGAUGAAACUUCUGCGUGAGAACGAAUCCCUGGGAGUGUUUUCCUGUAGGUUUCCCACUCUCCCCACGCACUGUUUCCUCGUACAGCAGGAAUCUGUCAAAUUAGACAUCGGAGAACUUCAACAGUUUCCGGAUCUAGAGAGGCACCGACUCAUCAAACCAGAGAACACCAUACGGCUCCAUACGGACAAAAGAAUAAACAUCUCUUUUUCAGCAAACUCCAUUCAAGAAAACGGAGAUAUAAUUUUUAUGGUUGAAAAACCAUUUGGUGCAUUAUGUCCAAUAUUGCAAUUGUAUUCUACAAGAAAAAUUGCCGGGAAAAUAACCAUCUCUUUGCCGUUGAAUUUUCAACCGACUACAACAGUGUUCCCUGGCAUUACGAGGGAAUUGUGGGUUUUGAUCCGGGAAAAGAAUUUUAUAUGGAAAAAACUGCAGUGUAAAGUGGAAGUGGACUUGGAUAGAAUCCUAUUGCAUCUGACCAGUAUCAGUCUAAAAACACCGACGGCUUUUUGUGUGAAGGAGGUUUUGCUUCCAUGGGGACAUGUCGAACGGACUACACAGGAGGGAAAAUUUGUGAAUGAAAUUACCAAACUAAGCGAAAACGUGGUUUUCCGGAGGCAAUGGAAAGACCUGGCAGAAAAAUGUUCCGUGAAUUUAACAUCGAAGUUUGAAGAAUAUUAUAAUCCGUUUUUCAUAUCCGUUGAAAACCGGAAAUACGUUUUCAAUUUGGACAGAUGCUCGUUCAGGCGUAUUAUAAGAGUCCCCAUUACCGAUCAGGAGAAAUGUUUGGCAGUUCUGUCCACGUGGAUGAAAGGGUUGACGACAUUAACAGGCGUGACGUCAUUGGUCUCGCUGCUCAGAGAAUACAACCUUCCCUACCUACCAGAAACAUAAUUUUUGGAUAAUGGAAACCAAGUGAGAAAAAUUUGACUAUCAGAAAACCUUUCACAACUACCGGUCUAUAAGCAGGGGAGUCAUUCAUGUCUUUAAUUGUAUAUCUGUUCUUUUUGUUUAACCUUUCGCUUUUUUGUAAAUUAUAUUAAAUGUUUAUCUCCGAAGUGCCAAUAAUUUGUAUCUAGAUUUCACUUUCAAUUAUAAUGUUCAAAACCAACCAAGACGUCGCUGUUCUUAUGCAGUAAAGGUCUUUAAAUUGAUUUAUGAUUUUUUAGAUCAAUAUAUUAUGUUAAUAUAUUAUGUUACUUGCACAUGUAUCUUGCACAGAAUUGCAGACGUUUAGGCCCCAACAUGUUUAGGCCCCAAGACAGUUAGGUCCCAGGUAAGAUGUUUAGGCCCCAAGAUGUUUAGGCACCUGUUGUUUAUAAUAGUUAUUAUGAUAGUUGAAAGAACAUGGCUUUUAAGCACUUUGGAGCCAAUAAAUGCAAUUUACUUUAAUUUUACUUUAUAUAUACAAGUUCUUGAAAAACUUUAAUCACGAAAAACAUUACGCUAUAAACUUGCAUGCACACGCUAUCAAUGAUAGUAUCAUCCAGCAUGCGUUAUGUGUCCGGUAAUACCGUGAUCAAAUCAUACUAUCAUCACAAAAGAACGAACAAAUGUUAUAUAAGGGGAAGUAUUUCAUUAUUGAUAUUUCAAGAAAAGAAAACAAAUUGUUGUAUUUUUUUUCUAUUAUUAGAAUUAUACAACACUUGAAUGUCAUAAAAUUGUUCAGUAAGCUUAUUUAUGGCAACUGAUUUAUACAUAAUAUUUUUAAGAACCCUUAUAUAUCCCAAAAGAAUUCACCUUCUUAUUACCCAAAUACAAGUGAAAUAUUAUUUCUGUGAUCAUAUUUGUUCAAUUAAAGGAUAUCUCCCCAAAUUAUGUAAUUUUUCUGCCAUUGAAGCUUAACUUGUAUUUGGCCUGUCUUCCUUUGGAGACCCGUCUCUUCAUGGUUUACUUCCAAAGUGAGGUGUGAAACCCUCAUUGUAUUACUAGAGGAUCUCUUCAUUAUCUUCUCCUAAUUAGCACCUAUCUAUAGAGAGGGAGGAUACGGAGGGGGGGGGGUGUUGUUUUAACAAUUUAAUUCAUGUCAUACACAAAGUAAAUGAAAGUCUUUACUGUUUCAUUGAUCUCUUAUUAGAAAAUUAAAUAUAGAAAAUAAUAUGAUGUGACAAAAUAAUAUGAUAUUUAAAAAAUAAUAAAUUAUGCAUAAGAUGCAGAUUAUACUUCUUUAUAAUUUUUAAAGUAAAUGAAGUUUUAAUAAUAAAAUGUAAAUUAUAAUUAACUUAUACAAAUGUAUGCUGGUGCCUAAACCAUUAUUCAUUUAAAAAAUAAAAUGAAAAUUAUAAUUAACUUAGAAAAAUGUAGGCUGGUGCCUAAACAUGUUGGGGCCUAAGCGUCUUAUCAAUGAAGGGCCUAAACAUAUUGGGGCCUAAAAGUCUUGCUACCCUUGCACAUAA
Molecule: messenger RNA, 7355 nt
Organism: Magallana angulata
Lineage: Eukaryota; Metazoa; Mollusca; Bivalvia; Ostreida; Ostreidae
Product: polycystic kidney disease protein 1-like 2
Exons: 32
Coding region: 82-5853 (1923 amino acids)
Molecular function (GO): protein binding
Source: RefSeq, a predicted model, not a curated record